Messenger RNA from Miscanthus lutarioriparius, 1569 nucleotides. The record is from the annotation of a GenBank genome assembly. Lineage: Eukaryota; Viridiplantae; Streptophyta; Magnoliopsida; Poales; Poaceae.
AUGGGCCCGCCGGCCUACACGGCCUCCCCCUGCACGGGUUCCGCUCUCUUCUCCAACUCCCGAGCGCCGCCACCGCCGCCGCCGCGUCUACUUCUCCAGCGUGGCCCGGGGGCGCCGUUGGCCGCUGGGAGGUACGGCGGCCGCGUAGCCCCGUCGCAGGAGAGGCGCCGCUCGGCCCCGGCUCAGGAGAAGCGCCGCCCCUCGGAGUCGUCGUCCCGGACCCAGCUCCCGGAGCGGAAGCGGCACUGGAAGGCGGGGGAGUUCCCGGGGACCGCUACUGCCGAUAGGGGUGGCGGCGGACGGCUGCCCGCUCAAGGGAAGCGGCAUUCGAAGGCCGGGGAGUUUCCCGGGACGGACGGCGGCGGCCGCCCAGCCCCCGCCCCGUCGCAGGGGAAGCGGCAUUGGAAGGCCGGCGAGUUCCCGGGCACCGCCGCCGGCCCCGGUUCGGGGACGCCGAGGACUCCCCUCAAGAACGUCAAGAAGCGGCUGGACGCCCGCGCGGACGCCAAGGCGUGGGCGUGCACCGUCACCGAGGCCCUCGCCGACCGCGUCAGCUCUAAGAACUGGCAAGAGGCGCUUCAGGUCUUUGAGAUGCUCAAGGAGCAGCCGUUCUACCAUCCCAAAGAGGGCACCUACAUGAAGCUCAUACGGCCUACUGGACGAGGCGCCCAGCUCCUCAAUGACAUGAAGGGCUCACCGUUGUGCCAGCCUGAUGUCUACACCUACAGCACCAUCAUCAAGGCCUGUGUUGAUGCCACAAGAUUCGACCUCAUCGAUGUUAUGUACAAAGACAUGGCUGAGCGCUCUAUAGCGCCCAACACAGUCACGCAGAAUAUUGUCCUCAGUGGCUACGGAAAGGCUGGACGGCUGGAUGACAUGGAGAGAGUGCUCUCUGACAUGCUCGACAGCACAGCCUGCAAACCGGAUGUCUGGACCAUGAACAUUAUCUUAAGCUUGUUUGGAAACGGGGGCCAGGUUGAAUUGAUGGAAAAAUGGUACGAGAAAUUCAGAAGCUAUGGGAUCGAACCAGAGACUCGCACACUGAACAUCCUGAUUGGUGCCUAUGGGAAGAAGCGGAUGUACGAUAAGAUGUCUGCAGUCAUGGAGUACAUGCGCAAGCUUGCCUUCCCAUGGACAACUGCGACAUACAACAAUGUGAUUGAGGCCUUUGCUGAGGCGGGUGAUGCCAAAAACAUGGAGCAUACAUUUAACCAGAUGCGCUCUGAGGGUAUGAAGCCGGAUACAAAGACCUUCUGUUGUCUAAUAACUGGGUUUAGCAAAGCAGGCCAAUUCCAUAAGGUGGUGGGCAUGGUUAAGCUUGCUGAGAGGCUGGAUGUGCCUGCAAAUACAUCUUUCCACAAUGCUAUUCUUGGUGCAUGUGCAAGAGCAGAUGAUCUUAUGGAGAUGGAGAGGGUCUUCAGGCACAUGAAGCAUACACAGUGUGAGCCUGAUGCUGUGACAUACUCUAUCUUGGUGGAAGCUUAUUGGAAGGAAGGAAUGACAGACAAGAUUUAUGCUUUGCAUCAGGAGAACCCAACUUUGGUUCCAACUGAUUUUGUCAUGGUUUAA